AUGGAACGAUCCAGCAGAGGGCAACCACCAACACUACACCAGCUGAUGACUCACAACUUGCUGCUGCCUCUCCUGACGACGGUUCCCGCACCCCAAAAUACCACCUUGCUUCCCCCUUCAGCAUCCCUUCCUCCACAGAAGUCGCUGCCCUGCGAAUCGCCAGAAGCGUUCAAUUUUUCUGCACAAGUUUAUAGACAAGCGUCUGGUGCUGAGCCUGCUGGUGAUCGCCACGAUGGUGGGGAUUAUCUUCAAUGGCGCUGCUUUGCAUCUUCUCAUCACCUUGGCAGCCACCACGCCGUUGGUGUUGUGCGAGCAUGUGGAUUGGAGAGGACGCCAUGGUGGCGGCUGCUGAUAAGGAGGCUGCAGAUUUUAUUCCAGUUGUGCAGCAGGAGUCGCAGCAAGGCAGUAGGUAGUAUUGAAAUAAGUUGA
Messenger RNA from Linum trigynum, 429 nucleotides. The record is from the annotation of a GenBank genome assembly. Lineage: Eukaryota; Viridiplantae; Streptophyta; Magnoliopsida; Malpighiales; Linaceae.